Molecule: messenger RNA, 2248 nt
Organism: Puntigrus tetrazona (Sumatra barb)
Lineage: Eukaryota; Metazoa; Chordata; Actinopteri; Cypriniformes; Cyprinidae
Gene: vwa1
Product: von Willebrand factor A domain containing 1
Exons: 6
Coding region: 305-1819 (504 amino acids)
Molecular function (GO): protein binding
Source: RefSeq, a predicted model, not a curated record
GAGAGAGAGAGUUUAUACCGAAACGGGGGUUUGAUCAACACUGAGCAGCUUACGGGAGAGCGACGGGUUGCGCGUCUGUGUCGUGGAUUAUGUAGAAUAACCGCGCAGGUGCGAUUGCAUUUGCGGUUGUGUAAAAAAAUAAAAAAAAGUUCCGGUGACUGCGCGCAUUGAACGCGACUUUAAAAGUGAACCGCAGGGGUCUUAGAGAAACCCCCCCCCAAGACAUUUGAAUAGAAACUGUGCCGGGCGAUGUAGACGCGUUAAAACGUCCACUACUGACGGUGAUUUGGGAUUGUAGUCCAUCAUGGAGGUCCGUACGGCUCUCACGUGUGUUUUGUUCAGCGUGUUUCUGUGGGCAGGAGACGCUCAGCACUCGGUACCUGAUUCAGUUUUAAACUGCUGCGAGGGCGAUGUCCUCUUCCUCCUGGACUCCUCCGGCAGCGUGGCCUCCUACGAGUUCUUCCGUAUGGUGGACUUCCUCAAGGAGCUCCUGCUGCCUUUCUCGUUGGGGCCGGACCAGGUGAGGGUGGGACUGCUGCAGGUCGGGACCGAACCCCAUCUGGAGUUCAGCUUCGACUCCUACAGCUCCCAGGACGGCCUGCAGGCGGCGCUGGGGAGGACCAAACAGCUGAAGGGCGACACCAACACGGUGGACGCUCUCCUGAUGGCUAGGAAGCAGGUUUUGAAACAGGGCGUGCCGGGGGGUGCCAGACCGGAUCUGCCCAGGGUUCUGGUUUGGCUCACGGACGGAGUGGAUCCGGGCGAGGUGCUGGAGCCGAUGGCGAGGCUGCGGGACGAGGGCGUGGCCGUGCUGGUGGUGUCCACGGGUCACGGGAACUAUCAGGUGCUGAGAGAGGCUGCGAGCUCACCCGCCGAGGAGCACCUGUUCUUCGUGGACAUCGACGAUAUCAACAUCAUCAGCGAAGACUUGAGGAGCGCAAUCAUCGAGAUUAUCCGUGCCGAGAGGCUUCAGGUGAAGUCGAUCACCAGCACUACAGCUCAGCUGGAAUGGAGGCCUGUGUUGGCCGGCACCGGCUACUAUGAUAUCCAGUUCGGUCCCGUCCGAUCAGGGCAGACCGGAGGGACUGUAGGUUCAGGCACCAGCCCUAGCACUGGUUCGGGCCCUUUUCAGAGGAUCACGCGGCCCGGAGAUGCCAGCUCGGCGAAGCUGAGUGGCCUGAGUCCAGACACCAAAUACACGGUCACACUCACACCGAAGGCCAACCUGGAGUUCCUCAACUCUCUUCAUACCACCUUCACUACACAGUCAGUGAACCGUCCUCAGCCCGAGGUGCAGACUCUGUCCACAGUGACCGUCUCAGAGUCCAGCUCUAACAGUGUCCGGGUGAGCUGGGGCCCGCUGCUGCCUCACCUCAUCCAGGGGUACCAGCUGGAGUAUUCAGCGCUUCCCACAGGCCCGCUGCAGCUCGUCAGAGUCAGUAACAGGCAGAACUCCACGGUCCUGACCGGCCUGACGCCCGACACGCAGUACCUGGUCACCGUGAGCGCGAGGCAGGCCUCCGGCAGAGAGAGAGCCAUGACGGUCAAAGUCUGCACACAGGAGGCGUUGCCAGCUCUCUCAGACCUGCAGCUCACCACGGUGGGCAACGAGUCGGUGCAGCUCCGCUGGAAGGGGAGUCACGAUGGUCUCCGUGGUUACUGGGUCACAUGGGAGCGAGGUCAGAGCCAGCGCUCCACCCUGUAUCUACCGCCCAACCGGCUCUCCACCACCCUCAACCACGUGCCCUCCAGGGCCCGCGUCUGCGUCUCUCCGGUGUACCGGACGGCCCGCGGCGAGGGGCUCUGCUGCACUGCUUAAAAGGCCUCCGCUGCGAUGACCUGAGACUGUGGAGCACCGCUCUGCCAAAUACGAAAGAUGGAGAAACGAACGAAACACCGAACACUUCCCACAAGUGAACGGACGGGAGGACAGGGGAGUCCGGGACGCUGUAGCUGUUCGAAAAGACAUCGCCCGUAGAUGGUGAUCCUCAAACGCACCCACACAACAUGCACUGACAAACAAGCUCCAAUCCACGCUUCUGACACAGAGACUAAACGAGUCUGAGCUCAAGCGACCUUCUGAAGAAUGAGACUUUUAAAGGAAUGUUUCGGGUUCGGGUUCACAGCUAUUGAUGACUGGCUUGCUGUGCGUUUUUGAAUUCGUAUCUCGCAAUUCAGAUUUAGUUUUUCGCUAUUUUUAGGCGGAAAAAGUAAGAAUGACAUGAAAUAAACUUUAUUUUCAAUUCUA